Messenger RNA from Aspergillus luchuensis, 954 nucleotides. RefSeq names its product ELYS family protein. Lineage: Eukaryota; Fungi; Ascomycota; Eurotiomycetes; Eurotiales; Aspergillaceae. The record is from RefSeq and is a predicted model, not a curated record. The transcript is spliced from 3 exons. The coding region runs from base 1 to 954 and encodes 317 amino acids.
AUGGCUCCCUGGGACGAUUUCGACUCUAUCUUCUACUUCAACAAGAACUUCACCUACGAUGGCAAGGUCAUUGAGCAGAUCGUCGCCAACCGCCGUGCGCUUGAAAACCAACUGUUCGCCGACAGACUGCUAGGAUUGCUCGGAGUUAAAGCAGUCACGCAGCUUUACCCUCCCAGAUCCAAUGCAGACCUCCGGACUCUUAUCGGACAUAUUCUUUCCUCCCCCAUGGACAUAGAGCACAAGCAAGCGUUGAUCUACUAUAUCCUGAAAGAUUGCCGUGCCGCCAGCGAUGCGGCUUCCCAGUUCUCGCGCCGGUGUCAUUUGCCUGAGAAGUACAGGCUGUUCAUAGAAGGACUGUGGAACCUCGAUAGGCUUGAGUUCAAGCGAGCCGUCGAAUAUCUGACCGAGCCUUCUAUCAUCCCAACUUUCCCAGAUGAAAUCCUCUAUGUUCUCACUCUUCCCCGGCUUCCCAAGCACGAUGACAGCCUCGUAAUGGCAUACUACCUUACUGUUUCCCCGCCUUUGGCAUCGGAGAAGGUCCAGCGAGCCUUCUUCAAGACGCUCUGUCGCUCAAGCAUUACGGAGGCCUUCUACUUCACCCGCAAGAACGACGACACUCUACGCCGAAGCUACCUUACGCAGCUCAUUGAGUUCGUGCACACAACAGACGCUGGCCAACUUCGGAGCAGUCGCGCGCUGGAACUGAUCGGCCUUCCAUUCGACGAUCAAGAAGAGGAAUGGUUCGAGGAUGCUCUGCUUCACGGUAGUGCAAAGGGUCUCCAUGGCUCCAAGGACACAGUCAUGAUGCGCCGCCUUGCUAGUGGCAAGUUGAGUGGACUGGCCCAGGAGCUUGAGUCCCUCGGUGGGGAGAAGAUUGACGGACUUAACUGGGAUGUCCUGAGGCAGAGCGUCACACAUACACAGACUUCUCACUCCAGCGGUGGACAAGCGUGA